UCCCACGCUUUCGUCUUGUUCUCGUUGGUUCCAUUGCUCUGUCACAGUCCCGUGCUGUGGUUCUCUUCCUCCGCCAACACAUUUCAAUAUCACAGUCUCAUCCAGUGGUUGUGUUCUCUGUUAAAAUAAACACUGUGCCUGCAGCAUCAUCAACCAGACUGAUAUAUUAGGAUAUUAAGCAGUCACCACAAUGGAUGGAUGUAAGAAUACAACAGUACAGAUUGGUCCAUUUCACCAUAGUCCAUGCCGAUCUAACAAGUAGAGUCAUCCAAGCAUCUGAGUGAUUCAGCUGAAUUCAAAGUAUCCUAGUGAUUAAGAGUUGGAUUUUGAAGUUCUGUUGAAGCACAUCUCUGUGGAUAUUAAUCAAUCUUCUCAGUGAUAAAGGUGGAUUUAGGAUUCAUACAGUGAUUUAUAAAGUACUGUGAGACAACACACAGAAUUGUUGUUGAAUAAGUUUGGAUUAAAAUUUCUCAGUUGUGGAAUUUUUGAAUGAAUACACCUGUUUUUGACAGGUGAUAAGCAACAGAAUUUUGACUUGUUAGUGUUUUGUUACACAAACAUCAUGAGUGUUAACGGCCAAAGCAGCCUGCCUACGAAUCAUGUUGAGCUUUAUGUUCGUGCUGGAAAGGAUGGAGAAUGUUUAGGGGCAUGUAUAAACUGCCAACGAUUCUACAUGAUUUUGGACAGGAAGGGAAAAGCAGGAGAGCUGACUUUUGAUGUCAUCACAAUCAACAUGGCCCGCCCACCAGCAGAGUUUAAGAAAUUGGCCAACCGACUUCCAGUCUUAAAACAUGGCGAUGAAAUAUUGUCUGAUAAUGAUGAGAUUGUGCAGUACAUUGAUGAGAACUUUCCGUACCCAGGUUUGAGAUAUGACAACAUGCUUGCUCAUAGCGUGUGUUUAGAUAUCUUCUCCAAGUUUUCCUUCUACAUUAAGCAGGUGAGCCACGGUCCUGAGAACCUCCUAAAGGAAUUACAAGCAAUUAACGACUACCUGGAGGGUGUGGAUUCUCUUUACCUUUGCGGUAAUGAGUUAAAACACCUCGACUGCUUGAUGCUUCCAAAGUUGCAACAUAUUCGUGUCGCAGCCAAGGCAUUUAAGGAUUUUGACAUCCCUGCAGAUAUGGUUGGACUUUGGAGAUAUCUUAAGAAUGCUUAUGCAGAUGAUACCUUUCGCAAAUCAUGCCCUUCUGACCAGGAAAUUGUUCAUUUCUGGGAAUCCAAACCUGAGACACCCAAACUGUCUGAAGAGAAGAAGCGGGAAUAUGGCACAGAUGGAUAUGCAGAGCCAAAGUACUCUUUUGAUGUCCCUCAGUAAAGCCAAUAGGUCCACAGUUUCCAAAACUUUAUUCAGCUUAGCUUUCCUCCCAUGAAAAAGCACCUUAUGGACUGUUUCGUAUAUAUCUAAAUGAAUUCAUUUAAGGAAUGGUGGUGUUAGCAGCAUGGAGCUAUAUUCCUUGAAUCACACCUUAAACUGAGUUCUAUAUCAGCAGGUUUAGCAUCUGGAGUACCUUUAUUUGUAUCAACAUUUAUGAUAGGGGUGUUAAUAUUACUGUAUUUCGUUACCAGGAGUAUCACAAAAUGCCAAUGUAUAAUCUAUAUGUCAGUGUGGGGUGAUUUGUGAGAGCUUCAAAAAGACAAAGUGACAAGGAAUGUUUUGAUAGAUAACCGGCAAGUUUUGUUUAUUAUCAAAUGAUCAUAUGCUGACAUCUUAAUGAUUCCUUGCAUAUUUUUUGCAAGGCUUUUAAAAAUAUAAUUUUCACAGUUUUAUGAUAUUUAUUUAAGAAAAUACAAGUAUUUUGUUGCUAGUCUAAGGGACAAAAACAUAUUUAUGAUCAAAGAUUAUAUGCCUGUAUAGCUUUCUGAAUUAUCGGUACAGUUUUGUAUGGAAAAAUAGAUGUGAUAUGCCUAUCAAAAUUUAUUUGUUUCGCAUAAAACUGUCAAUAGCUUUAGAAACAACGUGACCUGAAAUUUGUGCGAAAGGAUAAACGUAUCUGUAUUCAAAAUGGCCAAUUAGGGCUAGAUGUUAGAUUGUGAAACUAUUUAAGUAAUAGGCAGUGUGGUGUGACUAGUGUUUUGGAUGCAUUAUGUAUACCAUAAAUUAAAUGUAUCGGUAAUCGGUACUUAUCGAAGGUUUUAAAGGGGAAAUCCAAGUGUCCAGCUGAAUAAGAUUUUACUGAUGAAGAGUCUUGGUAAUAUGGGCGGUAACUGUUGUCACCAUGCUAGUCUUUGUCAUCUGCUGAUCAAUAUGCACACUUUUACCUUAAUUCUAAGUCAAUUAUUGCCAAAAAGUCAUAGGGGAGAUAACUCCCUUUGAAUAUUGUUUUUGUUAUCUAUACAGGUAUGUAAGAGUGUGUCUUGUCCAAAUUUAUGCAAUGUAUAUUUUGUCAACUCCAGACAAAAACAAUGCAAGCUUGUAUUAAGUAUUAACAAUUCCUUUGUUUACCAGCUGUUUUGCAUUAGUUGAAGCAUUUUGUAGUAGAGUUUUUUCAUGUGUAUAUCUUUUUGUAAUUUGGAAAUUGCCAUACUCGUGAAAACAGAUGCAUGUUAUAUAACCUGAACAGGUAUAUACAUGUAGUAUACCUAAGUGGUACAGCAAGCCUGAAAUGACCAGAAUAUUGUGAAACAAUGAUAAGAACACUAGUAUUUAGAUUUUUAAAUCACUUUCAGGAUACCUAUUAUACUUGUUAUAAUAUUUUCACACUUUUCAUGCUAAAUCGAAAGCACUAAAUUAUGAUAACUGCUGUACACAGUACAAUCACUGUUAGUGUUUUCCUGUAAACAUGCUAGUAAUAUCUCUAUCGCUAUAUAUAGCUUGUUAAAUUGCCUUGAUGAACAGAACAUAGUAGUUCUCAUAUAGAAGUAUAUAUAUCUUGUAUAGCUUUUCCUCUUCCUAUUUGUUCUUUAUCCUAAUUUUAUAUCAUUACAUGCUAUUUUUUCCCCAAUAAAAUUAUAACAUUUUAGAAUAAAUUACAA
Molecule: messenger RNA, 2973 nt
Organism: Mizuhopecten yessoensis (Yesso scallop)
Lineage: Eukaryota; Metazoa; Mollusca; Bivalvia; Pectinida; Pectinidae
Product: transcription initiation factor TFIID subunit 10-like
Exons: 2
Coding region: 563-1315 (250 amino acids)
Biological process (GO): chloride transport; transcription initiation at RNA polymerase II promoter
Cellular component (GO): nucleus; SAGA complex; cytoplasm
Molecular function (GO): promoter-specific chromatin binding; chloride channel activity; RNA polymerase II general transcription initiation factor activity
Source: RefSeq, a predicted model, not a curated record